ACAGUAUUUUUUAUACAUUUUUUUGUGACACAAAUAUUAUUAGUGAAUACCUUAUAAUAAUAAUAAUUUUUAACUAAUAAUAAUAAUAAUAAAAUCCUAUCGACAAUAAUCAUAAUAACUAUAAUAAUAAUAAUGAACUCAAUGUUGCAAAUAGUUUACGACAUCAGCCUAUUGUUGUACUACUGGUUGGAAGGGAUUGUCCUGUUUUUUGUACCCAAACGGCUCCGGUAUAAGUCGGUUACGGACGACAUUGUAUUGAUUACUGGCGGCGGUAGCGGUUUGGGUAGGCUAUUGGCCUUGAGAUUUGCCCGACGCGGUGCUCGGGUAGUCGUCUGGGAUAUUAAUAAACAGGGAUUGGAUGAGACCCUGAGGCUGAUUGAUGGCGAAAAACAUGUCGGUGUCACCGCCGAUAACAAUGAUAUCAAAAUCAAAAGUGCCUACAGCUAUGUAUGCGAUGUAUCCGAUAGGGCACAGGUAUACGAAACGGCCAAACAGGUACGCGAAUCGGUCGGUAAGGUAACCAUUUUGGUCAACAAUGCCGGCAUUGUUAGUGGGAAACGAUUUCUGGAGACACCCGACGAUCAUAUAUUGCGGACGUUUCACGUGAACGCCAUUUCACACUUUUGGACAAUCAAAGCGUUUUUACCCGAUAUGAUGACCAGCACCCGUAACGGCAACAACAACAACAACAAAGGUUACGGCCACUUGGUAUCGGUAGCCUCGGUUGCCGGCCUAAGCGGUACUGUCCGUCUGACCGACUAUUGUGCCUCAAAAUUUGCGGCCGUAGGUCUGGACGAGUCCCUGAGGCUGGAGCUCCAGUGCGACGGCUAUACGGGUAUUAAGUCGACAGUUGUUUGUCCCUAUUUUAUCAACACUGGUAUGUUUGACGGUGUCAGCUCCAGUAUAAUACCUAUACUGGAGCCCACCUACGUGGCCGAUGAGAUAAUGUCGGCCAUACUAACCAAUCAGGAGGUGCUGGUUAUACCCAAACUAUUUUAUACAUUGUUGAGCUUGAAAUCUUUACUUCCAACGAAAGCCUCAUUUAUUACAUUGAAUAACACAUUUGGUUUCACAAAAACGAUGACUGAAUUUAAAGGCCAUUCAAAAUGAAUAUAUUUUGAGAUAUAUAUAUAUACAGUAUAUAUAUAUCCGAU
Oppia nitens is the source of this 1154-nucleotide messenger RNA. Its product is annotated as short-chain dehydrogenase/reductase family 16C member 6-like. The record is from RefSeq and is a predicted model, not a curated record. The transcript has 4 exons. Bases 133 to 1110 code for a protein of 325 amino acids. NCBI's taxonomy places the organism in Eukaryota, Metazoa, Arthropoda, Arachnida, Sarcoptiformes, Oppiidae. Gene Ontology annotation, cellular component: lipid droplet. Gene Ontology annotation, molecular function: oxidoreductase activity, acting on the CH-OH group of donors, NAD or NADP as acceptor.